AAAGCAAAAUUUUAUGAAAUUGUUUAGCAGAGAGCGUUCAAAUCGACCAGUCUUUUACACGUUCAAUUGUCCCUAUGAAGAGGAAAUUUUAAUCGAGUUCAUAUCUGGAGAGAGGAAAAAAAAUCUGCUGAAUUUGCCUCGAAUCGUCUUUGAUCGUUGAAGAGAAAGCAAGAGAUUUCGUCAAACGGGGCAGUCGUCGUCGGUGGCUAUGGCUCGGACUGGCGGUCGGAGCAGGAAUGGGAACGACUCGGCGGUGGUAGGGUUUCUAAAAGCGGUGUUGAGAUUCUUGAAGAUGGCGGAGUUUGAGAUCCUUUUCAUUCUCUUCUUCGUCGUAGCUUUCAUCCUCUUCAAAGAUCUCACAUCAAGACCAGAGUACAAUCAGAUCCUUGUAAAGAAGCCUGAGGGGUUUGAUAUGUGGCCAUUCCAGAACUCCUAAGCUUGCAUUCAUGUCAUCUGACUUAUUAUACUCACUCAACUUUCUCUAAGUUUGUAUCUUUUUAUAUCGAUGUGUGCAGAAUGAUGUAAAAUGGUGGCUUUUAUUUUGUCAUUUUUGUUGAUGUUUUCGUAAAUGGAAGGAUUUAGUAUAAGAUAUUUGAAGUGAAUAUUCA
Molecule: messenger RNA, 608 nt
Organism: Momordica charantia (bitter melon)
Lineage: Eukaryota; Viridiplantae; Streptophyta; Magnoliopsida; Cucurbitales; Cucurbitaceae
Product: GRIP/coiled-coil protein
Biological process (GO): response to oxidative stress
Source: RefSeq, a predicted model, not a curated record